UUUUAUAUUGUUGAAUUGUGGAAACACAUCGGAGAUAAAUUCUAUAUGUUUAACAUUUUAUCAUGAAACAAGAAGUGUUUUAUUUUGUCUUAUAUUAUUAUAUUAUUUAUAUUAUUUAUAUUAUUGCAGUGUUUAAUGUGAUUGAAUACAAUAUUAAUAGCGUAUAAUAUUAAGAUUUUUGUAAAAUUUGCUAUUGAAUCAAAUGUAGAACUUCAGAAUCAGACGCAGAUUGCUUGUUCUUAUGUUUAUUUCCUUAUCUAUAUUUUUGUUAAAAAUCAUGCGAGGAUAAAGUACAGCGAAUAAAGCACAGUAAAUAACGCAACAUCCAGCAAGAUUUCGCAAAUGAUCAAUCGCUUGAAUUUUACGAACAAGGAUAGAGUGCAUUAUUUAUUAACGCGGGAAAUAAACAAGACUGCUCGAGAGAGAAUUUAAUAUGAUAGAUCCGUUUAUGAGAUAUGACAUGUAACAGUGCAAACAGAAAAUAUUCACAAAAAAAUAAACAGAUUAAUUAGAUUGUCUUUAAAGUUUACAUCAAAAAGUAAAACAGAUAGAUCGUGAAUUUCGUAUGCCAUAAGUAAAUAACUAAUUAUAAUUUACUUAUACUAAACUUUAUAAUCGAUUUAAAAAGAAACAGACAAUUAAUAACAAUUUUAACCGUAAGAUCUUUGUUAGAUUCACAUUUAUGCAAAAAAUUACUAUGGAAUGGUUAAUUUUAUAAAAAAAAAUAAAAUAUGAACUAUAAUAAAUUUUCAUUUCCAUUAUAAUACAUUUGGACUUAAAUCAGAUUUUUAACAAACAAAGGGCAAAGAUAGCAGAGAAUCUGCUUACUUAGCAGAUUUGCUUUACGAAUUUUGUUGUGUCUUGUCUAUCUCGACAUACGUAUUGCUCAUGUAAGUAUCAUGUUAUCAUUCUCAAUGUCGCGCAAUACAAGAUGGCCGCAGCGAGGGAUCAGAAGCGUAUGCUGUAUCAUCAACAAUUCAGAUAAAUAAGACAUUGAAAACUUAUUCUAGCCAAAGCUAGCGAUAAGAGACUUCUUAAUGCACAUGACUUUGAAUCACUUCAUUUAUUCAUCUAAAAAAAUGUGGAAAUAAUCCUAAGCGCAGAAAAAAAUAAAAGACACUUCUUAUCGAAAUCUGCUUCUAGACGUCGUAUUGCUAACAAGCAGACAUUAAUAUAUAUAGCUUUGAGCCACGUUUCAAGUCGAGGGUCAUCAAACAGGAAGUGUCAGAAGUCAGAGGACAGCCUGGAGGAGAGACAAGUUGUAAUUGCAAAUAGUAACGAAAACGUAGAAUUUAGAUAUCGUCAGGCAUUGAUCAUCAAAUAGCAAUCACCUGUCGCUAGUAUCCUCAAUAGCAACAAUGAUACGCGCUAAAGUGCUGGACGGCGGUUUCUCCGGUCAACUGUCUCGCCAUGUAGGUGCUAAGUUCGACGACGACCCGUUGUGGACAGCGCGGUUCCUUCAGACUAAUCCAUCGGCCGUGUACAAUACACACCUGAACUACCUGCGUGCCGGUGCUGAAAUAAUCGAGACCAACACGUAUCAGGCAUCAGUAUCAGGUCUUAUGAAGCAUCUGAACAUCAGCAUGGAUGAAAGUCUCACCUUGCUAGCUAAGGCUGUAGAACUGGCUAAACAGGCAGUAGCCGCUUAUAUGAAGGAAAAAACGACAGAGGACGAGCAAAAUGCUGAGAAGCCCUUGGUAGCUGGCUCAUGCGGACCUUACGGCGCUUGUCUGCAUGACAAGUCGGAGUAUACCGGAGCCUACGGAAAGAGCGUGUCGCGACAGGAACUAAUGAACUGGCAUAGACCGCGCAUACGAGCGUUAUUGGACGCCGGCGUCGAUUUGUUAGCUCUGGAGACUAUACCUUGCGUAAAAGAGGCGGACGCGUUGGUAGAUUUGUUGCGGGAGUUUCCGCAGGCUCGUGCCUGGCUCUCGUUCUCUUGCCGCGACGACCGACAUAUAGCUGAUGGAAGCGACUUCCGAGAGGUAGCUGUACGCUGCUACCGAGCCCUGCCCGAGCAAAUCGUCGCGGUGGGCAUCAACUGCGUCCCACCAAAUUAUGUGAAAAGCUUGUUGCAAGAGAUCAAUAAGGACAGUGACACGCAGGGUUUUAUUCCUUUGGUGGUGUAUCCCAACAGAGGCGGCUCUUAUUCCGAAACCGACGAAUGGAUACCGGUCCCGGACAAUCAGCGAAUUAAUUUGCCUGUGUUGGAAUGGCUCGAUCUGGGAGUGCGUUAUAUCGGCGGCUGCUGCAAGGUCUUUGCGGAAGAUAUACGCGCGAUUCGCUCGUUGGUGGAUCGCUAUCGCCUCACAGAACAGCAGCAUUGACUUCGAACGACAUAUUGCGGAAUAAUUAAGUCGUAUCUUCUGGGGAAAAUAGAUAUUAGCGGCUCGAGAACAAACAAUAUAAAAAUGUUUUUCGGGAGAGCAAACACAAUAUUGCUUACGGAUUUCGGCGCGGACAAACACAUCGAUAAUACGCGAUGGCGACACACGAUACAUCAUAGCCGGAUGUAGUUAUUUUUUAAAUUAAUAGAAAUUAUAUGCAAACCAAUUAUCUUCCUUCUCACAUUGCCGUCUCAUGAAUUUAGCCCUGUUCAAAAUCCAUAUCCUGUUACGUUAU
This is a messenger RNA of Odontomachus brunneus, 2622 nucleotides long. Its product is annotated as homocysteine S-methyltransferase YbgG-like. The coding region runs from base 1359 to 2327 and encodes 322 amino acids. Gene Ontology annotation, molecular function: zinc ion binding; S-adenosylmethionine-homocysteine S-methyltransferase activity. Gene Ontology annotation, biological process: S-methylmethionine cycle. The record is from RefSeq and is a predicted model, not a curated record. NCBI's taxonomy places the organism in Eukaryota, Metazoa, Arthropoda, Insecta, Hymenoptera, Formicidae. The transcript has 2 exons.